AUGCCACCCGGUGAAACACCAGAAGAACAUGCUGAAUUAGUGAGAUUCCUGAUUGAGAACACCCAAAAUGUCACGGCGCCGAUAACUAUUGCUCAUCUGAUCAGAGUGUUCGAAAGGCAAAAUGGAAGGCGUUAUUCUGAGAAGUGCUUGACGAAAAGAGUUCAAAGAAUUCGUGAUAAAAUUCAUGAACUGGAUAACUGUGAUAGAGAUGCGAAAGUGAAGAUUAUCUUUGCAUUGAGUGGUUCGGUUAGUGCAGAAUUUCUGAUUGAGUUAAGAAGUAAUGCAGAAGUUGAAGUGGACAAUGAACAACGAAUCACAAAAUACAGAGAUAUAAAUGGAAAUCUCGAAUUAAGUGGAAAACAUGUAAAAGUUUAUCCCGGCUGCUAUGAAAUAAAAAUGAUGGAGUGGUUGGCUCAAAAAUCAAAAACAUUAUUGACACCGAUCAAUAUAGAAACCCUGGCAAAAGAAUACAAGGCGUCGGCCAAAUGUUUACCCAAUGUGAUUUACCUUGAAGAGAGAUUCCGGAUAAUCAGAAACAAAAUUCACUCUUUUCCAUAUUACGAUUUACCUUCUAAAGUUCGAAUGAUUUUUAUCACAAGUGCGCAGAUCGAUCGAAACUUUCUGGAUAAGCUGCGAGAAACUGGAAAAGUGGAAGUGGAUGAUCAGAAUAGAAUCACUAAAUACGCCGCAAACGACGAAACUUUGACUCUUGAGGGAGAUCACAGUUAUAAACCGAGUAUAAGUGAAGACUCUGACUAUCUCGAAACACGCGAAGGAUCCAUUGAAAAAUCAAUCAAAACUAACAGAAAAUCUGAAAUUGAUAUCACCGAUAUUGACGAACACAAGGAAAAUCGUCUAGAAGCUGGUUCUGAUGGGUUGGAACCAAACGAGAUCGCCGUCGAAAACCAAAUAGAAUCGGAUUGCGAGAUUCCAAAUAAGACUGAGGAGGAUCAAAAUAUUGUUGAAUCAGUUUCAUUCUUACCAAGUUUUCCAAAACAAACAAACAUUGAUGAGGAAGAAGACGGCUUCAUUGAAGUUCCGAUGGAAGAAGUCUUCAAUCAUUUCGAUUCGGAUGAUGAUGAGGAUUCGGAAAUGAAGGAAAACAUUCAAAAACCAGCAACAUCGAGUCUCAAAGACUUUCUUCAGCAUCUUCUCUCAUAUUUGGUGGAAUUAAAUUCUCCUAUUAUGAGCUAUGUUGUCAAGAACAUGGAGGGAUUAGUCAGAGUUUUGGGAGAACAUGAUAAAGAAGUUCCCAUCAACAUCCUUCUCGAUUUCCUUGAAUCGUGCCUUUCAAUCUUUAUGCACAAUGCCGGAUGGAACUUGUCUGAACACGAAGAAUCAACAAGUCUCAAAGAGUUUCUUGUAUCAAUCAGAACAAUUGUCUGUUCAAUCAGUCAUUCUUCUCUUUAUGAUUUCUAUCAGAAAAUCAGAGAAUUCAUGAGAGAGCUUAAUUUUCAAGAUAAGACAAUCUCCAUCGAAGCUAUUCGGGAUGCGUUGGAUACUUCACUCGAAAUUGUUUCUCGGUGGAUUUAUGAGAAUAAUGUUCUCUAA
This is a messenger RNA of Caenorhabditis remanei, 1551 nucleotides long. RefSeq lists its product as uncharacterized. NCBI's taxonomy places the organism in Eukaryota, Metazoa, Nematoda, Chromadorea, Rhabditida, Rhabditidae. Bases 1 to 1551 code for a protein of 516 amino acids. The transcript has 9 exons. The record is from RefSeq and is a predicted model, not a curated record.